AAACAAACAGAAGGACGGUUGAGGAGAACAGAGAUUUGGUUUGGUGUUUUGACUUCAGAGAGAAAAAUGGUGGUAGGGCUUAGACAUUUCACUGACAGAGAUGGUGGCGGUGCCGGAGAGCCGGUGUUGGACGCCGGAAGCGGCGAGGAGCUCAUGCAUGUCCAGCCCGGUGUUUCUAUUGCCCUCGCCAAUCGUCCUCCGGAGUCACCUGGCACACUUUAUAUCUCCACUAAGCAAGUGAUGUGGUUGAGCGAUGUGGACAGGGCGAAAGGUUAUGCCGUUGAUUUCUUAUCUCUUUCUCUACAUGCGAUAUCAAGAGAUCCAGAGGCUUACUCUUCGCCUUGUAUAUAUACUCAGAUUGAGACUGAAGCUGAUGAAGAUGAGUCUGAGGGCUCCGAUGCAGAAGGUGAUCAAAUUUUCGACUUAACAAAGAUCACAGAGAUGAGACUCAUUCCUACAGACCCAAGCCAAUUGGAUACGUUGUUUCAGAUAUUCUGCGAGUGUGCUGAGCUGAAUCCUGAACCCAUUGAAGAAGAAGAUGGAGAAGAACAUAAUUGGGUUUUUAAUGCUGAUCAGAUAGAAAAUCAGGAUGCAGAGGGUGAAGAUUCUGAAUGGAAUUUCUCCCACAAUCCAACAAAUACAAUUGGGCAUUCAAAUGGGAAUCAUGAUUUAGCCCAAUCAGUACUUGAGCUUCAGAUAAAUGAUCAACGCUUUGAGGAUGCAGAAGAGAUGGAACAUGAGAGUCACAGGAGCAACGAUGAGCGCUCCCCUUCAGCGUAAUCCAUGGGUGGUGAUUGAUGAAGCAAGCAUACUGUCACUAAUGACUUCGCAGCUUGCCUUUAUAUCUGCUUUCUUGUCCCGGGCUUGGUACUUCUUGUGGUGUGAAUUGUUUGUAGCUCUUGGAAUAUUCAUUGUUGAAAGUGUGGAAAGAUAAGUUGCUCUUUGGAAGUAACUUAAGUCUUUGUUGUGAUGCAAAAUAACUCUGCCCUCGGCAAAUAUCUCCUGUUUUGUGUGCAAACUGCAGACCUGCCGGCACUAAUCCUAUAUGAGUUCAUAAAAUUUGAGCACUUUUGAGUCUGU
Molecule: messenger RNA, 1080 nt
Organism: Tripterygium wilfordii
Lineage: Eukaryota; Viridiplantae; Streptophyta; Magnoliopsida; Celastrales; Celastraceae
Product: chloride conductance regulatory protein ICln
Exons: 7
Coding region: 67-780 (237 amino acids)
Biological process (GO): chloride transport; mRNA cis splicing, via spliceosome; cell volume homeostasis
Cellular component (GO): plasma membrane; cytosol; methylosome
Source: RefSeq, a predicted model, not a curated record